CCGGCUGACGCCGGGCGUCGGGCCUGGACCGCCGUCCGCCGCCGUGCUCGGCGCCGGGCGCUGACGGAGCUGCGGCCCGAGGGCGGGAUGGAGAGUCGGAGCGUGCCGCCCGGCCCUUACCGGGCCACCAAGCUGUGGAAUGAAGUUACCACAUCUUUUCGAGCAGGAAUGCCUCUAAGAAAACACAGGCAGCACUUUAAAAAAUAUGGCAGCUGUUUUACAGCAGGAGAAGCAGUGGAUUGGCUUUAUGACCUAUUAAGAAAUAAUAGCAAUUUUGGUCCUGAAGUUACAAGACAACAGACUAUCCAACUGUUGAGAAAAUUUCUUAAGAAUCAUGUAAUUGAAGAUAUAAAAGGUAGAUGGGGAUCAGAAAAUCUUGAUGACAACAGUCAACUAUUCAGAUUUCCUGCAACUUCUCCACUUAAAACUCUUCCACGAAGGCAUCCAGAAUUGAGAAAAAACAGCAUAGAGCACUUUUCCAAAGAUAAAGAUAGUACUUUUAAAUUACGAAACUUGUCUCGUAGAACUCCUAAGAAGCAUGGAUUACGCUUCUCUCAGGAAAAUGCGGAGAAAAUAAACUGUGAAAUAAUCAAUGAAGAUCAAGAAAACUCAUUUGAUAAUAGAGAAAUAAGUCAGGAAGAUGUUGAAGAAGUUUGGAGAUAUAUUAUUCUGAUCUACCUGCAAACUAUUUUAGGUGUAUCAUCCCUAGAAGACGUCAUAAAUCCAAAACAAGUAAUUCCUCAGUAUGUAAUGUACAACAUGACCAAUACAAGUAAACAUGGAAUAGUUAUACUACAAGACAAAUCAGAUGACCUUCCUCACUGGGUAUUAUCUGCCAUGAAGUGCCUAGCAAAUUGGCCAAGAAGUAAUGAUAUGAAUAAUCCAACUUAUGUUGGAUUUGAACGAGAUGUAUUCAGAACUAUUGCAGAUUAUUUUCUAGGUCUCCCUGAACCUCUACUUACCUUUGAAUAUUAUGAAUUAUUUGUGAACAUUUUGGUUGUUUGUGGCUACGUCACAGUUUCAGAUAGACCCAGUGGGAUACAUAAAAUCCAAGAUGAUCCACAGUCUUCAAAAAUCCUUCACUUAAACAGUUUGAAUUCCUUCAAAUCAACUGAGUGUCUUCUUCUCAGUCUGCUUCAUAAAGACAAAAACGAAGAAUCAGAUACUACUGAGAGACUGCGGAUAAGUGAUCAAGGAUUUCAAGAAAAAUGUGCUAAGAAAAUGCAGCUAGUUAAUUUAAAAAACAGAAGAGCCAGUGCUAAUGACAUAAUGGGAGGAAGUUGUCGUAAUUUAAUAGGCUUAAGUAGUAUGCAGGUUCUGUCCUCUAACAUCAAACCAAGGUGCUAUUCUUUAGAAGGAAUUGUAGAUUUACCAGUGAGUUCAAUUAGAGAGGUCUCCAGUGUCUUCCAUCAAUCUGUUCUGAACAUAGAAGGACAAAAUAAUAAACAGUUUUUAGUGUCUAAGACCAAACAGGAAUCCCUAACGAAUCUUCAUUCAGAGGAAAGUAAUCAAAAGCCACUCUGUGUUGGUUUUAAGAGAACCUCUCCUUUGACUGUUCAAGACCAAGAGGAGUUAUGUAAUGGGAAAUGCAAGUCAAAACAGCUUUAUAGAUCUCAGAGUUUACUUUUAAGGAGUAGUACAAGAAGGAAUAGUUAUAUCAAUAUGCCAGUGGCUGAAAUUAUCAUGAAACCAAAUCUUGGACAAGGCAGCACAAGUGUGCAAACAGCCAAGGAAGGUGAACUCGGAAAGUCUAGUACCACAAUCAAUAAAAGACUCUGCAAAAGUACAAUAGAACUUUCAGAAAAUUCUUUACCUCCAGCUUCUUCUAUGUUGACUGGCACACAAAGUUUGCUGCAACCUCAUUUAGAGAAGGUUGCCAUCGAUGCACUACAGUUAUGUUGUUUGUUACUUCCCCCACCAAAUCGUAGAAAGCUUCAGCUUUUAAUGCGAAUGAUUUCUCGAAUGAGUCAAAAUGUUGAUAUGCCCCAACUUCAUGACGCAAUGGGUACAAGAUCACUGAUGAUACACACUUUUUCUCGGUGUGUGCUAUGCUGUGCUGAAGAAGUGGAUCUUGAUGAGCUUCUUGCUGCAAGAUUAGUUUCUUUCUUAAUGGAUCAUCAUCAGGAAAUUCUUCAAGUACCCUCUUACUUACAGACUGCAGUGGAGAAACAUCUUGACUACUUAAAAAAGGGCCAUAUUAAAAAUCCUGGAGAUGGACUGAUUGUUCCUUUGCCAACAUAUUCAUACUGUAAGCAGAUUAGUGCUCGGGAGUUUGAUGAACAAAAAGUUUCCACCUCUCAAGCUGCACUUGCAGAACUUUUAGAGAAUAUUGUUAAAAACAAGAGUUUGCCUGUCAAGGAGAAAAGGAAAAAACUAAAACAGUUUCAGAAGGAAUAUCCCUUGAUAUAUCAGAAAAGAUUUCCAACCACGGAGAGUGAAGCAGCACUUUUUGGUGACAAACCUACAAUCAAGCAACCAAUGCUAAUUUUAAGAAAACCAAAGUUUCGUAGUCUAAGAUACUAAUUGAAUUAAAAAUUAUGUAAUACUUGUGGAACUUUGGUAAAUGAAGCCAUAUCUAAGAAUCCAGCUAUUAAAAAGGAAGUCUAUUUAUUAAUAAGGUUUUUCUAAAUAAAACAUGUUUUGUAAGGAGGUGCCAAAAUAGUUUUUUAUCAAUGUGAGACUAAGAAACUAGUGGAUCUCAACUGAGAGCAAAUAACAGUAGGUGAUACCAGAUAUGUUAACCAGAAACAAUCUUUUGUUUAACAACAUCUGGAAAAGCUAUCAUGGUGUGUGCUACAAUUUUAUUUACUUGAAUUUUGAAAACUGACAUAAUGUUCAUCAAGAUUAAGCUGUAAUUCUGUUGUUACAAGAAAACUUAUCUGCAUAUGUGCUUAUGAAUAUUAAAGAACUAGUUGUUUAGGGUUACAUUUGUUUCUAAGUGUAAGAAUGUGAAGAAUAUUUGAAAACUCAGUGAAUUAAUUUUCUACUGCCAAAUGUUGCACUCUUUUGUAUAUUCUCUUUCCACUUUUGAUCUAUUUAUAUACAUAUGUGUUUUUAAAAUAUGUAUACAUAAGACUUGGUUGGCCUUAAACCUUUAUCCCAAUAAUUUCAGUUAUUCUUUUUUUUAAUAUAUCUUUUGCAUUCUUAUGUUCAUGAAUCUACUAGAAGAUAGAGAUACAAAAGAAGUAUAAGGCAAUCAUGUACUCAUUCAAAAGAUAUUUAUUUAGCAACUAUUAUAUGUCUUUCAUUAUUCCAGAUAUUGAGACACGAUGAUGAAUAAAACAGAAAAUCUCUUCCCUUAAAGUAUUUAUUUUCUAAUCAAGGGAGGUAUACCUAUCAGAUACUUAAAAUAACAGUAUACCCCCUAAAUCAAGUUGUGGGGAUUCCCUCAGCUGAAGACUGACCUCUGUGAUUAUGGAACAGUUCUCUAAGCUAGUGUUUUUCAAACUGCUACAUAUUAGAAUCACCUGGAGAGUUUUAAAACAAUACAUGCUCAGGCCCUACCUUGUACCAAUUAAAUCCGUAUUUUAAGAGAUGGUAUAGAGAUAGGCAUCAGUAUUUUUCAAACUCUCUAGGUGAUUCCAAUAUUUAGCCAACUUUGAGAAUCAGUGCCCUAAGCACUUUUUAUAAACAUUUAAGUAAAUGUCAAGCUGGUGGCACAGUGGCUUUAUUAUUUCAUUUUAAGAAAAUGCCAAGUAUAAAUGCCUCUCACCUUAAUACAAGAUUAUCCAAAUUUCUGCUUGAUUGACUUAGUACAAAGUUGACACAGUUUUUCUUCCAUAUUUUUCUCCAAGAUUGUUUAAUAUUCAUUCCUUAAGUGUAAAGAUAUAUAUAAUGCCUGGGAUAUAAUAGACAUUUAUUGUUCAAUGACUG
Ceratotherium simum simum (southern white rhinoceros) is the source of this 3873-nucleotide messenger RNA. RefSeq names its product DEP domain containing 1 (gene DEPDC1). NCBI's taxonomy places the organism in Eukaryota, Metazoa, Chordata, Mammalia, Perissodactyla, Rhinocerotidae. Gene Ontology annotation, cellular component: transcription repressor complex; nucleus. The record is from RefSeq and is a predicted model, not a curated record. Gene Ontology annotation, biological process: intracellular signal transduction.